CCCUAUUACAUUCCAUCCGACAUCCCAUCAAUCAGUUCCACCAUGACCACCGCAACAUUCAAACACAUCGACCUCACCUCCUACACCGGGCAACCCUGGAACAAAGUGGACGGCCCGGGUACCUCCUACACCCUCGCCGACCACACCCGCCCCGUGACCAACAUCCGCGACCAGCAGCAAGCCUUCACAACCAACAACUCCGGCUUUCAAGUGCUGCAUUCCCCGGCCAAAGAGCGUCUUUUCACCGACGACACCGCCGUGCGAAGCAGCUACUACGCCGACGUCGAAGCGCUCCUCCGCACGAACCUCCCCGGCAUCAAGAAAGUCAUCAUCUUCGACCACACCAUCCGCCGCCGCCAGAAGGACUCCCCGCGCCAACCCGUCCAGCAGGUCCACGUCGACCAAACCCCCGCCGCCGCCGAAGUCCGCGUGCGGCGCCACGCGCCCAAGGACGAGGUCGAGGCGCUGCUGCGAGGCCGCUACCAGAUCAUCAAUGUGUGGCGGCCGAUUGAGAACCCUGCCUCGGACUUCCCGCUCGCCGUGGUCGACUGGCGGAGCACGAAGCCCGAGGAUUUCGUCGGCGUGAACCUGCUGUACCCGAAGCGCGAUAGCUUUGAUGGCGAUGAUGAUGCGCGAGGGAAGGAGGUGCUGCCGGAUGCAGCGUCGCAUAGCUCGACGGUCGGGUAUGAGGUGAAGGGGGAGACGAUGGCGGUGGCACCGAGCGAGGGGCAUCGGUUUUACUAUAUGAAGGAUAUGACGCCGGAGGAGGUUAUGCUGCUCAAGUGCUUUGAUUCGAGGGGCGAGGGGAUGGAGAAAGGGGUCCAGGGGAUUGCGGUGAGGACGCCGCAUACGGCGUUUGUAGAUCCAGAGACGCCGAGGGAUGCGCCGGGGAGGCAGAGUAUUGAGGUUAGGUGCUUGGUGUUUUACGAGUGAAGUUGGCGAAGGGGGAGGCAUUGCGGAUGGGAGUGCUGUGUUGUUCUGCGGCAUGUUAUGUUGCAUGGUUGCUAGAGGCUAAGAAUUCGAAUCUUUUUCAUGACAAGUCUUUGCAUAUGUGUGGGUAUUCUGCGCGCUUGUAGUUAGGUCGAAU
Molecule: messenger RNA, 1087 nt
Organism: Mytilinidion resinicola
Lineage: Eukaryota; Fungi; Ascomycota; Dothideomycetes; Mytilinidiales; Mytilinidiaceae
Exons: 1
Coding region: 43-933 (296 amino acids)
Molecular function (GO): oxidoreductase activity
Source: RefSeq, a predicted model, not a curated record